Messenger RNA from Rhopalosiphum padi (bird cherry-oat aphid), 1652 nucleotides. RefSeq lists its product as uncharacterized. The coding region runs from base 164 to 1228 and encodes 354 amino acids. NCBI's taxonomy places the organism in Eukaryota, Metazoa, Arthropoda, Insecta, Hemiptera, Aphididae. The record is from RefSeq and is a predicted model, not a curated record. The transcript is spliced from 3 exons.
GUCAACAACGAGUAAAACAGUGAGUGGGUUGCCAAGACGUAAAUCUUGAUUAUUGAAACAAACACAAUUUAUAGUUAAUUGAAAAAUUUUAUUUCAACAAAAUUUAGUAACGCGAAUUGAGACCGCAGAACUCAACCAAAUUUCAUUACAUAACGAUCACAACAUGCCGGAUACCGGAAAUAGUAUAUUUAUGUUGGAGCUGAUCGUGUACCGCGUGACGUUGACGGACCAAAUCCAGAUGUACAAUACGUGUCCGGUGUGCGUGUGUUUCCGGUUCCCAGGGCUGGUUGAAUUGGUGGUAUGCGAGGGUGGCUUUUGCGCUGAUGGUAACGUUGGCGGUGGCGAGAUAUUGAUGACCAACGGCAAGUCAUGCUUGUUCCCGAUCAACAACGCGGAUCUUCGCCGGGCGGCCCGUGACUUUUGCGCGAAAAUCAGCGUGAAUAGGCGUGUAGACGGCGAACAACAAAUGCGAUACGUCGCACAGACGCAUCUCGAGUUUGACCGGACGUUCACUGAUGUUAUACUGAACCCCAAUCAGGUUGACAGGUCACGGAAACUGAAACGGGUCUUGCCGUUGUACGAAAAGGGUCGUCCGAAUCCUGUGGGCACCAUAGAAUUCUUCGUCCGGUUGAGUUCGCAAGGGGAUUUAGUGGUGACUCAAUUCAGUCGUGCUCCGGACAGCAACAAUUAUCAGUACAAAGCCGUUCCCAUGCAACCGUCGACGGUAAAUUAUCCCGAAAGAAAACCGUUGCCCCCGAAGAAAUUAUGCAAACACAAAGCUUCUUGUAGAAAGAACCGACCAAAGUCUAAGGAAGAACUGCAUUGGGACAAAGAAAUGAGACAGGCUAACUGCAUUUUGACGAUGAUGGAAAAGCUAAAAGCUUUGUACAAAGAGAUGGAGACAAUGAAAAAGCCGUUGCGUAGGAGUCAGUCGAGAUCAAAAAAAACUAUUCGCAGAAAACCGUGCAUGUUCGACCUGAAUUGUCCAGUCGCUAAUUGUCCGUUUAGAAAAAGCGAACCGGAAAACACAUUCGUCGACCACCUGAUCAAGGGCACCCGUCCUGGGGACGAGCAGCCUCGAAAAAAAUUGUCUGAAGACCGUGAACUUGUAGACGACGCGGAUUUGUUCAUCAUAAACGUGGGUCGGGUGGAUCCGUGUCGGGCGAAAGCACCAACGUACAAGGACGGCUCUUCGCAGUAUUUCGAAUCGGACUUUUUGAGAAGAUAAAUACUUCUAUUAUGUUUUAUUAUGUGGCUAUUGGUUUGGGGAAUCGUAAGUUCCUACACGAGACCUAGCAUGUAAACAAGAUACAUAUGUUAGUUCCUACACGAUAAAAUAAGGUACAUAUGUAAGUUCCUACACAGUAAAAAACAGGUACAUGUGUAAGUUCCUACACAGUAAAAAACAGGUACAAGUGUAAGUUCCUAAACGGUAAAAAUAGUACACGUGUAAGUUCCUACACUAGGAAUAUUAUAAGUUAUCAAUCUAAUAAUAGUUAUAUCAUAUUUUUAUACUGUCAUACGUUUUAAUUCUUUAUUCUAUAUAAUAUAUAAUUUAUAAGCUAAAAAAUAAUUUAUCUUAUUUAAUUUAAUAAUUUUAAAAAUAAUAAUAAUUGUAAAAAAAAAUAUAAGUAAUAAUAAAUAUUAUAUAG